AUGGCAGGAGCCGGCGGGGUCGGAAAAGACAGGGAAGAGGUGGUUGUCCCGACCUCGGGGGGCAGGUACGACGUGCACCUGAGGCAGCGGCAGCGCGUGGCCGUGUACUGGGAGGAGGAGGCAGCCGAGGUGCGUCGCUGCACCUGGUUCUACAAGGGGGACAAGGACAACAAGUACAUUCCCUACUCCGAGUCCUUCAGCGAAGAACUGGAGGAAGCUUACAUGAUUGCUGUGACCCUGGACGAGUGGAAGACAAAACUGGAGUCUCCUAGCAGGGAAAUCAUUAUCUUGCACAACCCAAAGCUGAUGGUGCACUACCACCCUGCUGCCUCCUCCGACGACUGGGGCUCCACUCCCACGGAACAAGGUCGACCUCGGACUGUGAAGAGAGGAGUAGAAAACAUUGCUGCUGAGAUCCCCAAUGGAGAGCCCCUGCAAAUCGACCACCUGGUUUUUGUGGUGCACGGGAUUGGCCCUGCCUGCGACAUUCGCUUCCGGAGCAUCGUCCAGUGUGUCAAUGACUUCAGGAACGUUUCCCUGAGCAUGCUGCAAGCACACUUCAAGAAAGCACAGGAGCAGCAGCAGAUUGGCCGGGUGGAAUUCCUACCUGUGAACUGGCACAGCUCCCUCCACUCCACCGGGGUGGAUGUCGACCUGGAGCGAAUCACUCUGCCGAGCAUCAACCGCCUGCGGCACUUCAUCAACGACACCAUCCUGGACGUGUUCUUCUACAACAGCUCCACGUACUGCCAGACCAUCGUGGACACCGUGGCCUCCGAGAUGAACCGCCUGUACCAGCUCUUCCUGCAGAGGAACCCCCACUUCAGUGGGGGGGUCUCCAUCGCGGGGCACAGCCUGGGGUCGCUCAUUUUGUUUGAUCUGCUGACAAACCAGAAAGCUGCUCCAGAGGAGGACGAGCACAGCGAGGGCUCCAGGACAACCUCGAGCAACAGAGGCAUUGGGGAAGUAAAAGAAAUCCUGAAGAAGCUGGAGCUGUCUGAAUAUUGUGAUGUUUUUGAGAAGGAAAAGAUGGACAGGCAGGCACUGUUCUUGUGCACAGAGAAAAACCUUAAAGAAAUGGGAAUCCCCUUAGGACCAAGAAUGAAGAUACUCCAUUACAUCAGCUCCAAGAGGGAGAUGCAGGACCAGAGCACGGCAGUUCCCGGGCACAGCGGGGAGCACAGGGCCCAGCCUGGGUCCCCCUCACAGCACAACCCAGACAGCACAGAUGAGGGCAGGAACUGCCAAUACCGGGAUGUUGCCUUAGGACAGGUCUCAGCUAACUAUCCUCAGCUGGACUACAAGCCCACCAUCUUCUUUGCUUUUGGGUCUCCCAUCGGGAUGUUUCUCACAGUCCGUGGAGUCAAGCGGAUCAACCCCAACUACAGCCUGCCCACCUGCAAAGGCUUCUUCAACAUCUUCCACCCUUAUGACCCGGUGGCGUACAGGAUCGAGCCCAUGAUUGUCCCAGAUGUGGAGUUUGAGCCCAUGUUGCUGCCCCACCACAAGGGCAGGAAGAGGAUGCACCUCGAGCUGAAGGAAGGGCUGACUCGGAUGAGCGUGGACCUGAAGAACAACCUGCUGGGGUCCCUGCGGGUGGCCUGGCAGUCCUUCACCCCCAGGGGAGAAGGACCCAUCACUGAAGCUGCCCCUCCUCUGCAAGAGCCCACUGUGGGGCUGCUGCCCCUAAGCUGAAUCACGUUGCUCUUCAUGCCUUCAGACACGAAGCCAGACGAGCCCCCUGCAGCAGCAAAGGAGGAGACCCCCCCCAUCAACGUGGGGAGGCUGAACGGAGGGAACCGCAUUGACUACGUGCUGCAGGAGAAGCCAAUAGAGAGCUUUAAUGAGUAUCUAUUUGCCCUGCAAGGGCAUCUCUGCUACUGGGAGUCAGAAGACACAGUUCUGCUUGUUCUGAAGGAGAUCUACCAGACACAAGGCAUUACACCUGAUCAACCUUUGCCAGGAGGCCAAUGA
Molecule: messenger RNA, 1974 nt
Organism: Chaetura pelagica (chimney swift)
Lineage: Eukaryota; Metazoa; Chordata; Aves; Apodiformes; Apodidae
Gene: DDHD2
Product: DDHD domain containing 2
Exons: 16
Cellular component (GO): COPII-coated ER to Golgi transport vesicle
Molecular function (GO): protein binding; metal ion binding; triacylglycerol lipase activity
Source: RefSeq, a predicted model, not a curated record